GUCUAUUACAUUCCUGAUGAUGCCAACUGAAAGCUGGCGAAAGCUCGAAUAAAGUAUUUUCAAGACUGAAAGUCAUGUUAUUCAUAGCAGUUCUAUAUUCGAUUUACAAAUACUUAUUUCCAGCUGCUCUACCAACAAAUUUGGUAAUAUUAAUGGUGCUAGUAAUACGGUAAUCCCAUCAUUAUUAUCGUUCUCUGCUACUAUUCUCACACAAUCAAAAGUUUGAAUUAUUUCACACGCAUACAAGGCAAAACUUCAUUGCAAGCAAAAUGUACAUUAUGUCCAGUUGAUAAAGGUAUUCUUCAAACAAAAUUCUCCACAACCACAACUCUCAAACGACAUCUGAAACAAAUUCAUGACAUAGAUAUAACAAAUUCGGCAAUGAUUAAGCCAAAACGAAAAAUAUCAUUAUUAUCAACAAAAGGGAAAAGUCGACUUGAUGAAUUAUUAAUAACAGCAAUCGUGAAAGAUGUACUAUCUUUCAAUGAUAUUAGUAAACCUGGAUUAUUAAAAUUUAUAACCAAGAGCAUUCCAGAAAUUCCUGAUGCUUUUGACGAAGUCAAAGCUAUAUUACCAUCUGAUGCUGAACCAAUUAUUCAAUGGUUUGAAAAUAACUAUGUACAUGGAAGAGUAAAAAGAAGACUGAGAAACGGCAGAGUUCAAAGACACAAUCCAUUAUAUCCCCCAGAAAUGUGGUCUGUCUUUGAUAACAUGAAAUUUGCAUUUCCAAGAACUGAAAACAAAGUCGAAGCCUGGCAUCGACGUUGGGAAAUAUUAAUUGGUCGAGCUCAUGUUGGCAUUUUCACUAUGAUUAAACAAAUUCAAAAAGAACAAAAUGAAGCUGAAAUGGAAAUUGAAAAAUCGAUGCGGGGAGAACCAGCUCCAAAGAAGCGCAAGGAAGACGAAAACAGAGAAUCCCGAAUUCAAAAUGUUAUUGCUGAUCGCGUUAAUAGAUCAACUAUUGAUUUUCUUCGGGGCAUUGACUUCAAAUAUUUGUCGGCCAAAUGA
Messenger RNA from Didymodactylos carnosus, 1008 nucleotides. NCBI's taxonomy places the organism in Eukaryota, Metazoa, Rotifera, Eurotatoria, Philodinida, Philodinidae. The record is from the annotation of a GenBank genome assembly.